Schizosaccharomyces octosporus yFS286 is the source of this 2704-nucleotide messenger RNA. Its product is annotated as NatA N-acetyltransferase complex subunit. Gene Ontology annotation, cellular component: NatA complex; cytoplasm. Lineage: Eukaryota; Fungi; Ascomycota; Schizosaccharomycetes; Schizosaccharomycetales; Schizosaccharomycetaceae. Gene Ontology annotation, biological process: N-terminal peptidyl-methionine acetylation. Gene Ontology annotation, molecular function: protein binding; protein-N-terminal amino-acid acetyltransferase activity. The transcript has 2 exons. The record is from RefSeq and is a predicted model, not a curated record. The coding region runs from base 515 to 2554 and encodes 679 amino acids.
AUUUGAAUGUAUGCGAAAUUGCGAUUUAAAUUUCUGAGAAAGCGAAAGUCGAGAGCAAAAGUACAUACUUGCUUUUUCCUAAUAUAUAUUGUAUGAUAAAUUUUUUUCUUAGAAAAAAAGAAAAGCAAAGCAACUGAAUAGCAAGUACUGAAAGGGCGUGAAUAAAUACUUCAUUUAUCUUUUCAUUUUAUAUUUUUUUUUCCAUCCCACCAAGAACAUGGCUUUCUAAUUUACACCAACGAACUGUACAGUUUCUAGUAUCUCAUUUCGAGGGGUUCUUUCUUUAUUUUUCGAAUUUAGAUAUUUUUGCAUAACUUUGCUCUCCAAAAAACCAUCGUAGCUUGUGCAAAAAGCUAGGAAAGCCUCAACUUUAUCUCAAUUUGCAUAUAUCUCAAGUUUUGACUGAUGUUCUUCUCUUUCACGUAAAAUUUUUAGUUGGACGCAAAUUCGACUUCAAAUUUUGAUUAUUUUUCCAUACCUUUUGCACUGCUGAAUCACUCCAAAGGGAUUUCGAAUGAAAAAGUCUACUGGAAAAGAGGCUGCCCUGUUUGACCGCGCUGUAAAUCAGUUCGAAGAUGGUCACUUUUCUCGUAGCUUGAAAACUACUCUGUCCAUCUUGAAAAAAAAGCCAAAACAUGCCGAAGCCAUAGCAUUAGAAGGACUUAAUUUAUGUAAAUUGAACAAUUAUCAUGAUGCCUUAUUAAGAUGUCAAUUGGCAAUUGGUUUGAACGCUAAAUCUCGAUUUUGUUGGCAAGCUCUGGCUAUCACAUAUAGGGAUCGAAAGGAUUACCAUAGCUCUCUUAAUGCCUACAAAAAUGCCAUCAGAAUUUCCCCGAAAAAUGAAGGCUUGUUGUAUGAUGCUGCCUAUCUUCAGUUUCAUUUGCGGCUUUAUGGCCCUCUGGUGCAAUCGUGGCAGACGUUAGUUAACUUGGACUCUGAAAAUUUGGAAUAUCGGUUGUGCCUUACUUUAUCCUAUUAUCUUUCUGGCUCUUAUGAACGUUGUCUGUCGUAUUGUACAGAUCUUCUAACAUUUCCCAAGUUGGGUUCUAACGCGUCCUCAAGACUUGCAUGUUUCAUACCCAAUUUGGCUUUAAAACUAGAUCUUCAUUUCGAAGAUUCCUUUCGCAUUUUUCAAGAGUAUUCUUCCUUUAUUUUGAAUGAUUGGCUUCGAUAUGAACAACUAGCGAACUUAUAUUUUCGGUUUCAAAAGUAUGACGAAGCUCUACAUUUGUACGGUAAGUUAAUUGCCAAGUACAAGGAUCGAAAUGAUUUCCUAUGGAGAUAUCUCAAAAGUUUGCACGAGCUUAUAAUUUCCAAAGGAUUGCCCAAACAGGUGCUGUAUAAUAAAUUUCGGUGUCUGCUGGACUUGCUUCCUAAUGCAAUGAACAUCAAGAUCAUUAUCCUAGAAUUUUUGGUAAUUGCCAAUCUUGACUAUGAUUUCUUUUUACAGCAUCUGCUCAUAUAUUCUAAAAAUAAGGGUAUACCCUCAGCUAUUUUGUUAUUAAAAUCAUUGAUACGAGGUAAUUUAUUACUUGCCCAUAAAAUAAAGGACUUUUUAAUAUUUGAACUGCAAAAUACGAACAGGGACAAUCCUACUGCAUGUCUCUGGAACUUUUAUUAUCUCAGUUGUCUUACAUAUUUUACAUUUGAUUAUGCAAGCUCUCUACAUUGGAUUGAUCAGGCAAUUUCCAACCUUCCUACUCUUCCUGACUUAUAUUUAUUAAAAGGUAAAAUCCUAUCUCGUUUAGGUGAAUGGAGUGAAGCUAUCCGUACUUUGACAUUUUGCUGCGAUCUAGACAGAGGGGAUCGUGCACUAGCUAGCCGGCUUGCCAAAACCUAUUUCUAUAUAGACGAAAAUCAGCUGGCAUAUCAGUCUCUUUCCAAAUUUUGCAAAGAUCGAUUUGGUGGAGUUCCUAUUUAUCUUGCGGAAACGGAAUGCAUUUGGUUUCUCAUUGAAGACGGUGAAUCUUUACUUCGUCAACAAUCUUACGGAUUAGCGUUAAAAAGGUUUCAUCAGUUAUAUAACAUAUUUAAAGAAUGGACAAGUAUCAGCUUUCAUUAUCAUACGUACUGUGCCGAAAAUGCGCAAUUUAUGCAGUAUUUGGAAAUGGAUGAAUGGACUAAGACAUUGUGGGAUUCACCAGCAUAUCUUCGAACCGCUUUAGGUGCAACAGUUAUCUACUUAAAAUUACACGAAUCACCUUACUUUAAAUAUGGAGAAAAUGCCACUGCAGUGUACUCGAUGAAUGAAAAUGAGCGACUUCAAUUUGAUAAGGACCAAAAUCAGAGUAUGACAAAGUUACAUCUUCAAGAAGAAUCCAGGAUAAAAAAAAUCAAAUUAGAUGAAGAUGAAGAUCCUUUUGUUAUUGAUCCUGACCUUCUUGGAAUGGAAUUGUUAGAAACUAAAGAUCCCCUUCAAGAAGCGAUGAAGUUUCUGUAUCCAGUUCGUUUAGAUAGCUUAAAAGGAUGGGGAUAUUUAAAGGUUUUAGCAUCUGUAAUUUAUAAAUCUAAAGGCUUGCAUUUGAAAACACAAAACAUUUUAGAUAACUUAUGAUACACUGACAUUCAAAGUCUUACAAGCACAGACAUUUCCAAAAAUCCCAAUAAAAUAUAUUAGUUUUUAUAAACUAAAAAAACAGAAAUCACACCCAAGUUGCCAAGUAUUAUCCAAUAGAAAGUUGCUUUUUUUAUUUAUGAAUCCUGC